UGUCUUCUAAACAUUGUUUUGUUAUUAAAAUACCGCGCUUAUUUUACAUUUAUAUAAGAUAAGAAAUGUUUAAAUCUAUGUUUGUUAAGCAUAAACUAUAAAAGGAUUAUCUAAUACCAAAAAUGUACCGGAAUAGCCAUUAAUAUAUCGUGCUUGUUAUAACCAACAACAAUGGAAGAGAAAAAAUUGUUAAAGAAAAAACAAAAAGCCUUUGGCAACGAUCCUGCUUAUAUCUCAGCUUGUACAGAUCUAGCUGAAUACUACCUAUCAGAAGAUAAAUUUAAGAAAGCUAUUCAGGAAUACGAAAUCAUUUCUAAUCUAUACAAAUCAGAUAACAAAUUGAUUUUAUUUGCUCAAGCUAAUAGAGGUAUAGGUGAAGCAUAUAUGGGUCUACACGAAUUUGAAAACGCUUAUAAACACUUUAAGAUAUAUUUAAAUGUCUCCAUUCAAGAGAACGAUAUAUUAGAACAACAAAGAGCGUUAGCUCAGUUAGGUCACAUGUACUUAACAUGGUAUUUAGAGAUAGUCAGUGAGGAUCACAAGAAGCAUUUGAUUCAGGCAUAUCAGUAUUUUAUGAAAAGUUUGAAGAAAUGCGAAAACCUUCCAGAAAAUAUAGAAAAGCAGGACAUGUUGGCGCGCCUUUUUGCUAAUUUAGGUUUAGUAAAAGAAAAUUUAGGUGAAUACGGGACAUCUUUAAAUUUAUAUGAAAAAAGUAUAAAAAUUUGUGUGAAACAUGAACUGUAUGAGCAAAUGUAUCGAGGAAGAAUGGCAAUGGCUUCAUUGUUUGACAAACAGGAAAAAUAUCAAGAAACUAUCAAGCAAUUUAAUUUGGCAAUAGAGAUUGCAAAAAAAUUAAGUACAAAACGUGUAGAAUUAGUUUGUGCUGCAUUACUAGCUAAAUCAGACACUUUAAUAAAAAUAGCUGAUUUUACUGGAGCCAAGACUUACUUGAGAAAGGCCUAUAAGUUUAAGACACCAAAUUUUGGAGAUAGGAAAUUGAUUGAGAGGAACUUAAGAGUUGUUGCUGCAUUGUGUAAAUUGGAAGACGACAUCAUACUGACAACCGACAAAAAAGAACUGAAAGAGCUUUACGAAAAAAUGGGAGACGGUGCUUGCGAUCUGAAAAACUUCUCUAAAGCCAUCGAAUAUUAUCACAAAAUGUUGAAAACGGCAGAAAUGAUCGGGUCUAGCGACAAAGAAUUGCAACAAUGUUACUACAGUUUGGGAGAGACAUAUAAAGACAAUGGCCAGUACCAGGAAGCGGAGGUAUACUUUGAAAAAGAGUACGAAUUGUGCAAGAACAAUUUAAAAGACAGUUUAAACACUUUGUGUAAGAUUGUGGAUUUGAAAGAGCAAGCCAAAAGCGAUGUGGAGGAAAUAAAAACUGUUUAUAACAGAGCUUUAGAUAAUUGUAAGAAGAAGAGCAAUUUAAAGGAGGAAAAAAUCAUUCUUAUUAGGUACUUGAAUUUUUUGAGACGAAAUUUGUGUCACGGGGACGCUUAUAAUUGUGCACAGCGUUUGAACGAAAUUAACGAGUUUUUAGGAGAUGAUGAACAAUCGAGUUCUUCGUCUGAUAACGAGAGCGAAGAUUCUGGGAAGGUGCACGUCGGAGCAGAUAUUGUUCUAAGUGAUAUUAGCGAUAUGUCGGAAGAUUCCGAUUAUGAAGUAACUGAACCCAGUGCUGCUCAACCUGCAACGAGAAGAAGAAAUCAACCUAAAGUGAAAUUUAAGAAGAAUCUCAAUGGAGAGUGGCCGUUACAUGUUGCCGCCAUUAAAGGAGACAUGAAAAUGAUGGAGUACUGGUUGAACGUUGGCCACCCCGUCAACGUCAGAGACAACGCCGGUUGGCUACCGUUGCACGAGGCAGCCUUGCACGGUCACCUGGACAUUGUCCGGCUUCUGUUGGACCACAAGGCGGCCAUAAACGACCGCGGGGGCGCCGAAUGCAACGGCAUGACCCCCCUGCACGACGCCGCCGGGAACGGUCACCUGGAGGUGGUCAAGUUGAUGCUGGACAGGGGAGCUUCCGCGUUGGUCAAGUCGGAUGACGGGUGUACGCCUCUGACCGAAUUGAAAAAAUGGUAUAACAGGUCGGAAGGUUUAUCUGUCGAACAACAGACCUUGUAUGAAGAACUCGCAGAGAGACUGUCUGGAACCUUAGAUAGAGCCGGUCAGAGCGACUUGGUUGUCACUAAGUCUAGAAGUCCCGAAAAGCGUACUGCUUCUAGGGGAUCUCCUUCAAAAGUCGGAUCUUUGAGAAGAAAUGCUUCGUUUUAUGACGUGGAUGAUGAGGAAGAAGAACAGGAAGAGACACCGGAUACCAACGAGUUCUACACACAACCCAGUCUGGAAGAAGAAAGAAACGCCUCUCUAGAGUAUCAAUCCGUGAUGCAGAACCUGCGACACAAGAACUACCAGACCGAAAAACAGCCAUCGCCUGUCAAGUCUCAGUCGGAUAACAAGAGAUCCGCUUACGUAGCGGAUGUCGAUUUUGUGGAUGAGAAUGAUUGGUUGGAGGAGGACGUUAGACCUACGAAAAACAAGCGAAGAAAAACGGACGAAUCUCUGAAAUUAACUACUAGGAGUAGGUCGUUUGGACAGGAUAGUUCGAAUAGAUCACCAAGAAUAAGCACGAGGACAGAAGACCAACUUUGCGCAGAUUUUGAGAGAAACGACUUAGAUUGGGGGGAGAUUCAAACAACGCCAAAUAUCCGAAGAAUUUCCGAUGAAAGCAAUACCAGUUCGAGCGGUUCAAAUAAAUCGAAAAGAAAAACACAAGCAACCUUGUUAGAUGCUGGUUUUAGUAAGAAAAGAAACAGCAGUUCCCCAGGGAUUAGACCUGCAUGGAGGAGGCACACCAGCUCUGAUGGUUUGGUACAAGCAAGAAUACCCUCCUUCAGUCAAAUUUCUACCUCUUCAGUGGAAGCUGACUCUACAACCUUACCCCAAAGUCAGAUAGACCACACCUCUAAUGUUUUGGACCCAACUUUGUUUGUUGACGUUCAAAUUGAAGGAAGAUUGUUUAGAGUGCCAGUAUUAUUCUCCCAAAUCCAAAGCAAAACGAUAAAGUGGCUUGCCAGCGAAGCUGCACAUAGAUAUGCCAGUAAAGAAUAUAUGAAACCUACGUUAGAACUAGAAACAGUCUCAGGAGCUGUGUUGGCUGAUGACGAUCUGCUUAGUUUGCUUUUCCCCAUGGGUAGUACUCAAGCUGAGAAAGUAAUUGCCAAGGUCACCGAAUGGAGUCUUCCACCGUUGAUUGAUAGAUACAUGGAUACUUGUCAUCAUAUGAGUUUAGAUGUUGACACAGAUCUGUGCCAAUUAAUUGAAACACUAUCAGUAAACUUAGACCUAGAAAACCGCGGAAUCCUAGGAACACAUCUAUCACCCCUACUAAAAGCGAUAAACCAUCAAAAAAAUCUGACGGAAAUCAACUUAUCAGGAAAUUUCUUGAACACGUCAUGUAUAAACAUGCUGUGCACCAGCCUGGUUACCUUGCCCAACUUGAGAGUACUAAACUUGAGCUGUACAGACCUACAAACUUCCCAUUUAAGUCUACUCACUAAUACUAUAACCAAUCACACGUCGGUAUUCUCAAACUUGAGCGUCCUGAACUUGAGCCACAACCUCCAAUUGAGUCAAGGCUGUUUGAAGGAUUUAGCCGCCAUAACUAGGGUGAUUAAUCUAAAAACGCUUGAUUUAAAAGAGGUAAAACUGAAUGGAUUGGCUGCGUUUUGUGACAGUAUAUGUCUGAAAACUGUUGAGCGACUUGACGUUAGUUCAAACGAGUUGGAGGUUAGGGAUGUGAGGAGGAUACUGUCGUGGACGGAUAGGAGUGUGUUAAAGGAACUCAACUUGUCUAAUAAUGCGAUCAGUCAGGGUUUAGGACCGCUGUUCGAAGUGUUGGACGGACAGAAAGAGAUAGUUUUGGAGAAGGUUGGACUGAGUCGAUGUAAUGUUACGGAUUCUGAGUUAUUUGAACUACUGGGGUUGGCUCCAAAUUUGACAUCACUAAAUCUAUCCUACAACAAAGACUUGACGUCUAUCAGUCUACGUAGGUUAUUAGGAAGAAGCAACUUGCAAUACCUUAACCUAAUAUGUUGCGAGAAUAUUUGGAAGUAUUUCGACCCAUGCGAGGAAGGUUGGUACGUGGAUUUUCGGGGAAAUACCGGUGAAACAAUUUUGAAAUUGUCAGGAGGGAGGAGAGAAUACUUAGAUUGCAUCACGAAUCUGUUUCUACAAAAGUAUCCUUCAUGUAAUGUUACCAGGUCAGAUAAUUUUUUAGCAAUUGCAUUGACAACUACCUAAGUUUUUGUUGAUUGGUAUUUUUUGUGACAAGAAAAUCUUAUUAAGUGAAAUAUUUUUUCAUCAUUCCAGAGCUGGGCAUUAUUAAAAAAAAUAAAAUUUCUUUGGGCUGUUGAAAUCUUGCUACAAAAAAUGACCAGGCUUUUAUUUUUAUAUGAAUCUUUUUUUAUACAUUUGUUUUUCUAUUUUGCUUGAAGUAUAAAUUAAAUUAAACAGGGGAAGUCCAAACUUGUUUCUUUUAUUUGUUAAUAUAAUUUUUGUAUACAUCUCAAUAUACAGGGUGUGUGAAAAUUCUUCAUAAAAUCAACUAUUUUCACUGAAUCGAUUUCUUUAAAGCUUCUAGCUUUUUCAAAUUAAAUUAUAAUUGAUUGGCUUUUAGAAGGUCACUGUGACGCCGUUUUUUUUCCUUGAUCGUAUAAUAUACGGUAAGAUUUUUAAAAUACUUUCAUAUAGACACCCUGUAUAUACCCUGCUAAUUGUUAUUGUAGCUUUAAUCAAAAGUACAUAUAUUUGUUAAGCAUUAAAUAUUAGUGAAUAAAUUGCAUUGUUGAUCAAUUGAAUGACAUUGAAUCAUUUUAUAUCAUUUAUUUUAUUGGAACUAUAUUUUUAUACCAAAUUCUUUUUUUAAUAAAAUAUUGUAAAACGGUCAGUUGAAUUGUUGAAUAAAAGACAUGUUUACGUACGAAUAUAUUUAUUUAUAUAAAUAAAAUACAAACAAAUCAUCUCUUUCAACUAAAAUAUAAAUAAAAAUCAUGGUAUGCCACAAAACACAGAUUUCAAAUUUAUACCAUUUGAGCAAAAAAACAUAUAGGAUAAAGAAACAAAUAAUGUUGACGUGAAAAUAUGACCUAUAACUAUGACAAUUUUAAGCAAAAAUUAGGGAUGGAUUUUUUCCCGAUAUAUCGAUAUAUCUUCACCUAUCUUAUCGAAUAAUAAUAGGUGGUUUCUAAACAGUAAUAUAACUAUCUUAAUCGGUAAUAUAACUUACCGAGGACCAUCAGUAAUUCGAUAGUCAUAUUGAGAUAAUUGUCGAUAUAUCGAUAUGUAAAAUAGGUCGAUAGGUGAAUUGCAAUUACUUAUCGAUAUAUAAAAUCCAUUAUAUCGCCCAUCCCUAAGAAGAAAAAAAUUGUGGCAAAUGGUAGAUCAUAUUUACAUGGCGACAUAAUAUACAGGGUGAUUCUCUAGCUUCGAAUAUAUUCAGCAAAUCAAAGGUUUUUUUUUGAUAACAUACUAAUAAUUGCGCUCUUUUAAUGUAAGAUAGUUUUAAACAGUGUUUCCCCGUAAUUUGGGACAUUCAAUUAAAGAAACUCGUCAAAGUGUCUGAGCAUAUUUCCGAAAACCGUCGAUUUACUCAAUUCGUUCCAAGUUGAAGAAUCACCCUGUAUAAUUUAUUAAACGAAUACGGUAUUUUAUUUAUUGCAUAACGAAACCAAUGGGGAUUUUCAUGAAACAACGGCGGGCAAAAAAGCUAGUAAACAAGUAAUUAUUUCGCUUUAUAAAUAGCAUUUGUGAGCGAUAGAAAUCGUACCGGGUACGCGCUUGCCAAGGUCGUACCGAGUGCAACCAGAGCUUGACACGAACGUAAAACGUCUAACUUCUACGCUAGUGUCGGCCUUUAAGGUGACUGCACAGCCUUUGAAACUAUGCGAUAGUGAUGUGCACUUCGAGAGAAAAAAAAAUAUCGAUACACUCAUCAAAUAUAUCGAUAUUUAGACGUAUCGAUCAAAAAAUUCAAACAUAGCAACACGAACACGAAUGUCUAACGUUCACGUUAGUGUCACGUCGGUCUAAAAGGCCUUUGAAAUAAUGUGUUAGUGAUGUGCACAUCAA
Sitophilus oryzae (rice weevil) is the source of this 6132-nucleotide messenger RNA. Its product is annotated as tonsoku-like protein. Lineage: Eukaryota; Metazoa; Arthropoda; Insecta; Coleoptera; Curculionidae. Gene Ontology annotation, molecular function: protein binding. The record is from RefSeq and is a predicted model, not a curated record. The transcript has 15 exons. The coding region runs from base 172 to 4305 and encodes 1377 amino acids.